Molecule: messenger RNA, 8191 nt
Organism: Linum trigynum
Lineage: Eukaryota; Viridiplantae; Streptophyta; Magnoliopsida; Malpighiales; Linaceae
Source: the annotation of a GenBank genome assembly
AGCAAAUCACAAAUUAACUAUACAAAUUGUUCAACACCAAUCUAAAAAAUCAAGAAAAUUGAAUAACAUGAUUAAUUGAAAGCUUCUUCCUUUCAAUUCGAUAACAUGAUUAAUUGAAAGCUUCUUCCUUUCAAUUAAGUUUCUUCGCUUUCCACUCGAUAACAUCAACUUCAUUCUACACAAUUUGAAAGAAAAAAUUAGACAUGUCUCCACAAACAUAAAUAAGAUUAGUUUUUUAGAAUAUUAAAUAUACCGAGAAAAUUAAAUAUAUGUGUGUGGGCGGGUACCCAUGGGUCGGGUUUACCUAAAUCCAAAUCCAACCUGGUGAAUAGUGAACGGGUUUAAACCCAAACCCGACCCAAAACCCGUCAACACGGAUUUUACCCACGUUGACCGGGUUAAAUAGGGUGGGUACCCGUGGGUUCGGGUUUUGUUGUGAUCCCUAGUGUAGGGAUUUAGGAGGCUAUAUAUGGAUCAAUUCAGACGAGUUUAACAUUUCAAUGUUCUUGAUUAUAUUGUCGAUAAUUUUAUUGUUUCAUGUGGAAGAUCAAAUGUUUUGAUGUUGUGUUAGCAAAUAGCAAAUAUGUCUCAAUAAAUUGAAAGUUCAAAAGAGAUACUAAGUGUCACUUUUAUGUUGUUUAUCAAAUUUGAUUUAUUCUAUCAAAUAAGCUUGUUUGGAAGUUUAGGUUUAAGUAUUUUCACACAAUUCUAGCACACAAAGCCAUUUAAGUAAAAUAUUAUAUCAAAGAAAUUUCAAUAAAAGACAUGCUUGAUCAUAUAAUUUGAUAACGUACGUAUUAUAUUGAAAAUUUAAGUGUCUCGAAAUCAAAUUUUUGAAAAAAAUAGAAAUAAAAACUUUAGAUCUAUCUCUAUUUAAACAUAAAUUUUUUUAUCAGGAUGAUAUAUGUGUGUUUAAUUUUUUUUUCCUGUUAGUUGCUACUUAUUAAGUGAAUCAAGUCUGGAACCUCCUUGUUCAAACAAGUGACAUUAUCACUAGACUAAAUCAUUGUUUCGUAUGAUUUUUCAAUUUAUAUGAAUGACUUCUCAUCAAAAUAUUGUAAACUAUUCUCUCUACUUGGAAGAAAAGAAAACAAGAAAUGGCAAGGGGGAGUUACACAAAAUUGGAAGAAAAAUGGUGCAUUGCCUCCUUCCUAAUAGGGUGAGAAAGAAAACAAGUAAGAACAAGUAAAAAUGGGGGCAAUAUUUAAAAUUGAAAGUAGAGAUGGUUGCUUCUUAGAGAGAGUCAUCAACAAGCUACCCCAUCUCAAUGGAAGAUCAUAUAAAAACAUAAAUAUAAAUCUUUAUGAAAUAAUCACAUUGGACAACAAAGAGAAAAGAAAAACCAACUGGCCACCUUCUUUUCUAUAUUAAGUUUCAAAACCAUUAUAUUAAUUCCAACAAGUUACUAUUUGUCCUCCUCAUUCCCUCCCCUUCUUUCUUCCUUCCCCUUUCCCCACUUAACAAUAUUUUGUUUAGCCAAGUCUAUAAAUACCUAACAAGCAAUUAGACAAAUCCUAAGCACAAAAACCCCCUUUGGAACAAACCACCAAAGGAAACAAAAAAAGUAGCAGCCUUUUCACACAAAAAAUGGGUAUCUUGAGAAGUUCCAGUUGGAGGCCAAACUUUCUAAACUGCUUCAAGCCCAAAGAUCCAAAUAAUCCAGAUUCCACAAAGAGCAAGAAGAAUGGUGCUUCAUCUUCUUCAAACAGGAUCUCACUCUUGGAUUGGAGUGGCCCACAAUCACAGCUCUCAGUGAUGAGUGACCUCUCAAACCCUGUCUUCAACCUCCACAUCUUCACCAUGAAAGAGCUUCAGAAGGUCACAGCCAAUUUCUCCAGGAGCAAUUACCUUGGGGAAGGUGGGUUUGGUACAGUUUUCAAAGGGUUUGUUGAUCCCAAGCUCAGGCCAGGCUUGAAAGCUCAACCUGUUGCUGUCAAAGUCCUGGACUUGGAUGGCUCCCAGGGUCAUAGGGAAUGGUUGGCAGAGGUGAUCUUUCUCGGACAGUUGAAGCACGACCACCUCGUGAACUUGAUCGGAUACUGCUGCGAGAAUGAACAGAGGCUUCUGGUCUAUGAAUACAUGGAGCGCGGCAAUCUUGAGCAUCUCCUUUUCAGAAAUUAUGCAGCAGCUCUGCCGUGGCUAACAAGGCUGAAAAUCGCACUUGGGGCAGCAAAAGGGCUGGCUUUCCUCCACGAGGAGCAGAAGCCGGUCAUUUACCGCGACUUCAAGACUUCCAAUAUCUUGUUGGACUCGGAGUACAAUGCAAAGCUUUCGGAUUUUGGGCUGGCGACAGAUGGGCCAGAAGGGGAUGAAACCCAUGUUACAGCUCAAGUGAUGGGGACUGAAGGCUAUGCUGCUCCUGAAUACAUAUCAACCGGCCAUUUGACAACAAUGAGCGAUGUGUUCAGCUUCGGAGUGGUGCUAUUGGAGCUUCUAACGGGCCGUAGAUCAGUGGACAAGAACCUGCCACCCAGAGAACAAGUACUAAUAAAAUGGGCAAGGCCAUUCCUAAAGGACACUCAAAGACUUGACCAAAUAAUGGACCCAAGGCUCGAAGGCCAAUACUCAAUUGAAGGUGCCAAGAAGGCUGCAGCUUUGGCUCACCAAUGCCUUAGCCACCAGGCCAAAUGCAGACCCACAAUGACCAAAGUGGUCAAGACCUUGGAGGGCUUGCUAGAGCUCAAUGACAUCUCAAUUGGGUUCUUUGUGUACAUUGUGCCAAGUGAAGGCACAAAAGAGAAAGGUGUUGUGAUGAAGUGUUUGGAAGAGAAGAAUGAAUCCAGAGACGAUAAGGAUUGUGAUGAGCAUAAGAAUGGUGGCGAGGGUGAAUUUAAGGUGGAAGGUAGGAGGAGGAAGAGGUCAAGCAAAUCAAAGAAGGGUAGAAGUAGUAGUAAAACUGUUCAUUCUGAUACAGAUUUGUAUAGAAGGUUGGGGACUAGUUUGUAUUCUCCUAAAAAUUAAGGGGGCAAAUUAGGAGUACCCACACAAAAAAAAGUUAGAUAGGUCUUUUUUCCUUCUUUCUCCUAAGUUUUGUUUAUUUCACGAGGUCAUUCGCUAAAGUAUAGCUAAAUCUUCAUCAUGAUAGUUGCGAGAUGGAUUAUGAUGAUAAAUGAAUCAAAACACAUAGUUUGAUUCUCUAAUUGUCAUAAUGGAAUAUGAACAUGUGUUCAACCACAAUAAAGGCCAAAUUCAUUUACUAUUGGAUCACAUUCGCACGAAGAUGUUCUUCAUAGAAGUUUGAUCGAUUCUUUUUUAUACUUUUUCCUACCGGUCAUGUUUACCUCUGGGAGCUGAAGAAAGCAUAAUUGAAUAUGGAGCACUAUGAUGAUGAAAUGUUUAUGCAAAGAACAUUUACUGAUUUGUAACCCAAAUCAAAGUCAUGUCAAGAGUCAUGAUUUUAUUUUACUCCAAACAUGAAUAUUAAUAAACAUAAAUUUUUGUUUGUAUGUGAUGGUGAUGACAAUUUAAGUCUGUGAAUGUGGUCUAAAUUAGGCCUAAAUUUUUAUCUCUUCAUGUUGGCUGAGGUAAGAGGUGGCUUGUGUUAGAGCUGCAAAUAUAUGACUACCGAUUUUUGUGUUGAAGUCAAUUACUAGUUCGAGUUUGAACAAGUCCCCUUUUUUUAUGGUAUGUUAAAUUUCCUUCUCAUUAUUCAAUAAAACGUUAUUACCAUCAUAAAAAUAAAUCUAGUUAGAGUUCGAACAAUUUCAUUAAAUAGUUAACUUUUAUGUAAGAACAUGUCAACUACUACACAGAGUUAACAAAAAACGACUGCAAAUACAAUCCCAUGUCAAGCCAAAUGAGCUCUUUGCCAUUAGUGUACUCAUACCUAAAUUCUUUUUGGGACGAGAUUUUCUGCUAAUCAAACCUGAUAUUCCUAAUCUAUUUUUCUCUUUGAGGUUCUGCAGUCAAUUUUCUUGAAUCAGCAGGCUAAUUAAGGGCUGAUUUUCUCCACCUCAACUCACAAACUGCAUAUGGUUCAGAAAAUCCAGCACAGAAGAGACAGACUUCCAAUAAUUCCAAAAGAGGAGCAAUUGCAUACCUUAAAUUUUCAACAAAGGGAAGCAUUUCAAUUCCUCUCCACUAACACCAACCCACUAAUUAAGAUCCCCCAAGUCAGAUUGAAGACAAUGAAUGGCUCCUGAUAUUUCCAAACCUCAAGUCUCUUAUUAGACAAACAAGUUUAGGGUCGACUACCAUUGGUGAAAUCGUGUUUAAGUUCUUGAGACAAAUUCAACGGAUUACAAAUCUAUAGUAUUAAAGUUUUCUGAUACACAGUUUUUUUAUUAUUUAUUCACGGUUUACUCUCAUGUUAGCAUAAGUGUAUUCAUCCAGGCCAAUGUUUGCAUCAGUAACUAUUGUUGGCAUAAUUUGUAGUUAUGAUAAUAUGACAAUCUCGAGGUUGUGAUUAACGAGACCUACAAGUAAUUUAUAAUCUAUUUAAAAGUAUAUCAUAUCAUCAUUUAUAUGUCAUUGCAAACUUCAAGUCCGACAAUGAACAAAAUCUUUUGUUAGACAUUUAGCAAACUCACAUACGACGAAACUCUGAGCUUUCAAAUGACAACUCGUAUUGUAGCGAAUAUGUGAUGAAUGUUUGUUCAACAAAGUUGAUAAUAUUUGUGGAUUCUCAUUUCCCACCAUGGAAAACAGACUUGGAAUUCAAAGCUUGGUUUUGGGAUGAAUGAUUUGAUGGGGACACCAAGACAGCCUCCAAAAAUCCUGACAUGUUCAAGGUGCUCAGGAGAGUGGAGAAACAAAGAAAGAAAAAGAAAAGGACUUUACAUGACUCAUGAUGGCAUUAAAAGAAGAAUAAAGUCCAGAAAUCUAUAGUCCCCAAGUUGAUCCCAACAACUCCCAUUAUCAACCCUAUCAAUCCCCCAAAAGAUUAAAUCAACCAAUCUGAAGGAAGAAGUAGUUGUUAUGAUAACUGCCCAAAAUUAAACCAGAUUUUUAUAAUCCAAAAAUCCUAGAGCAUGAACUUAGCCUGAAAUGGGCUGUUGUUCAUUAUCAUCAGCAGGCCUGUCCUGUUUAAGGAUGUCAUGAAAAACAGGACAAAAGAUAACUAUCAUUCAUAGGCAGAUGGAAACAUAUAAAUGCAUGGGAUUGAGCAGCCAGCCAUCAGGUUGUGAUGUAUCUGUCAAAAAGGUCAAACCAAUUGACAAUGGUUAAUCACCAUGAUGACGUUUUUAAUGGCUGCUAAUCUUUGAUUCUGCCUACAAAUCAGAAGUCCACCCAUUUUUUUUUGGGUGUUGAAUAAAGUCCAAAAUUGGUGGAUUACCAACUUGGAAAAUGAUAAUAUGUUAUGAUUUGAUCUAGUAAUUUGGUCUGAAUUCAACCAUCGACUCUCACUCUCCUUCCAUUUUAAUUUAUCACAGCGGUAGUAAUUUAACCUAAUACAUCAUCCAAUUGAUUGUUGUGCGUAGUUGCCUUCAACUACCAUCAUUUCAUUUAUGUUCAAAUUUUUUUCCGUUCGCAAAAUAUGGACAUUUUUUGAAGUGAUUAGUUGUGGGGAAAACUAGAAUGGCUGGUUCAAAUUCUCUGUUCCUUUCCUCUUCUUAAUUUGGGACAUAUACAUGUAUGAUACGGUACCUAAUGAUCAUUCAUAAACCAAGUGAAAAAAAUGGAAGCACCAAAUGUUAUACAGUCUAUAGAUAUGAUUAUCAGUUUCCAUCAAGGUUGUCAACCCGCUUAGCCCCUUUGUCAGGUUAAGUAAGUGAGUUGACGGUUAAUGGUCAGAUCCCUUUUAGCCCAUUUUAGCUCGAAUAAGUGAAACAGUCAUUAUAUUGUUUAUACGUUUAUAAAUUAUAUCAAAUCUCAUUUAACAUAUGAGUAAUAACAUAUAACAUUACACCAAAAUAAUAUAUCAUACUUGGAUCCAACGUAUAGUGAAAAUUCACACGCAAUUGUAUAACAUCAAUAUUCAAAUGUUGAACUUAGAAUUCCAAAAAUAGAAUUAGGCAAAGAAGAAGAAAAAGAAGCGCAUUUCGAAAAGCAUAGAGAAAAACGACGUCGUGUGACCUCCAACCAGUGGCGGAUCUAGGGCUGGGCCUCCCCGGGCCACGGCCCAGCCCUCCUCCGAUCUAGAGCUAGUAUAGUACGUAUGAAUUUUUCGAUUUUAGGUGUUCAGUCUAGUAAUAUUUUAAGGUCGGUUCAAUGUUAUUUGAUAAUAUGAUUUUGUGUGACUUGAAAAAUAGUCUAGAUUAAUAUAUCCAAAGUCCAAACCACAAUUCCAAAUUUAGACUAAAAAUUCAAACUCCGAUAAUUUUCAUUCGGAAAGAAUAAAAUAAACAAUGAAAUCUAAAAGCCUUACACGUAAAAGACUAAAAGAGUAAAGUUUCAUAGAAAUUAAAAAAAAACCUCUAAACUAAAUCUCACACUUCUCUGUCAGAACUCCAAAAAUUCCUCCAAUACCCAAAAUCAAAAUUAGAACGAGGAGACGAAUGGACCCGAAACAAAUUCCUCCGCUAGUUCGUCAGGCGCUGAUUACUUUCCACUCUUUUGAUGAAGAAAAUAUUUACAAACUUUUUGAGUCAUCAUUUAAAUUGCUUGAGUUGAGUGGUGCACUAGAUCCUAAAAGUUCUUUCCGGUCUUUUGAUGAACAAAAUGUUUACAAACUUGUUCAAGAGUUUAUCCUCGAGAUUUUGAAGGCUAUUAUAUGCAUUCUUUGAAGAAUGAUCUACGUAUGCCGCUCAUGUGGUUCAUAGUCAUGAAUAUGAAGUUUCUUCCCUUGCAAAAUUACUAGAGAAGCUAGUGGAAACAGUGAUGGAUACACAAUAAAAAUUGAUUUGUCGGUUUAUUCGUCUAAUGUUGACCUAGCUCGUUUCGACUGCUACUACGUAGAUUACAUUUUCUGCAAUGAAAACAUGUGAAAACUUAUUUAUGCAACAAAAUGAGCGAUCAAUUUCUCACUAAUUGCUUAACUAUUUUCUUUGAGAUAGAGUAUGUUAUUGGUAUGGAUGAAGACUCCAUGAUUUGGUGAAUUCGCUAAAUUAAACGACAGUCAUGUACAAUUGACAUUGUAAUGAAAACUAUAUAGUCAUCAUUUAUUUUUUAUUUAAAGUAUCUAAUUUUCUAUUCAAAUACGGCCAAGUACUCUACUAUGUCCUGGAUCCGCCGCUGCCUCCAACCCGAUAACCUUAUGGCAGGUCGACCCGUAGGUUGUGUGACUAGUAUAUCUCAGUAGGGUUAGAGGUCAAAACAGAUCAAUCAGCGGGUUAUUUCCAUCUAAAUCAUUAGUUCUCCACAGUAUUUUCUUUCAUAAAAAUCCAAACAUGUUUGAUUUUCCACUCAAUUUUUUGCCAUAUUUCAUAAGGGGAAAAAAGGAAUUGGACUACCAUGUUUCACGCCCAUUUCUGAGAACUUGGGCCUAGGACAUUCGAGCCCAAUGAUUUUUGUGAGUUCUUUGCCAUUCUGCAAUUAUAUAUGUAUUUGGCCAAUAUUACACUGCUACUAUUAAAUGUAUACUUUUCGAGAAAAAAAGAUGAAAGCGAUGAGUUGUGAUGAUCAUUUCUUGUCCUUUGAUCAUAAAUUUACGAGUUUGAUUUCUACUUAUAUAAAUAGAACUCACUUUAUUACCUGUCAUUUAUAACUUCUUUUGAUCACCAAUUAUGUUGAAAGGUUAAUCACUGCUAUCCAUCUACACAAUACAUAAAGGCAAAAUAUGAGUUGGAAUUCAACUAUUUCAAAUUUUGUGGCCUGAGAGUGAUUCUAGGAAGGUCAUUUUUGUCAUUGUACCCAGUUCAUAUUUAUAUAUUAAAAAUGUUAUCAUUGGAGUUCAAACCUUGGUCACUUGUGAUUGAAUAAAGAACAUUAUAACCAAUUAGGCUACAUUUUAUUUAUUGUUAUUUCUUUAAUUGAACUCUAGGAAUAUGUUUGGUGAUGAUGCUUCUAUAUUUAUAUUUUAUCGUAAGUUAUUUAUAUUUUAUAGAAAGAUAUUAGUUCUGACAUCGAAACUCAAGUAGUAUUGAUUCAAACAUUAAUAUUAAAUUAUAUGUGUUGUUUAGUUCAGACAAAAUACAAAAGUGUAAUCAAAACAUGUACCUUUGUGAUGAGUAUACUCAUUUUUUGUGACAAAUCUACACAUAAUAUAAUGACAAAAUUGAAAAAUGAGAGUCUCAUUUCAAAUUUCGUGGUCUUGGAGUGAUUCUAUGGAGCUCUUUUUCGUCAUAGUGCUCAAUAUAUCUUUAUAUUAUGU